AUGGGCAAACUCGCGCCAGCGGACCCGCGCACGUACCUGCCCUCGCGCGCGCACCCGCAGCACCGCUCCGCGCGCAAGGAGCUCGAGCGGCGGCAGCCGGGCUUCGACUGGACGCCGCCGCUGGUGCUCGGGCUGAUCGGGGUCGGGCUGGCCUGGGACAUCGAGAAGCAGGUGCGGCGGGCCGAGGAGCGGCACGCGCGCGAGGAGGAGCAAGAGCGCGAGCGCGAGCGCGAGCGCGAUGGUGGCGGCCGCAACAACAGCCGCCGCCGCCGCCGCCGCCACAGCACGAGUGCCGGCCGGCAGCAGCAGCAGCAGCAGCAGCGGCGCGAGGGCGCCGCGUCGCUGUCGGCCCUGCGCGCUGCCGAGGAGGGCAGCGCGGACCCCGCCGCCGAGUCUGCGCCGUGGCGCCGGAGGAGCCGCCGCCGCCACGCGUCCGCCGCCGGGGACCGGGGUGACGGGUGCGCCUGCGACGCCGCGCGCAGGUGCCCCCGGCAUGCGGGCGCGUCGCCGCACGCGAGCGGGGCCGACGGCAGGGGACGGGAGUACGGCGGGUCUGGGCGCGGAGAGGGGUGGGAAUACGGCGGGUCUGGGCACGGAGAGGGGUGGGAAUACGGCGGGCCUGGGCACGGAGAGGGGAGGGCGAGGAGCAGAGGGCGAGAGCGGCGGGGUUCGCCGUAG
Molecule: messenger RNA, 678 nt
Organism: Durotheca rogersii
Lineage: Eukaryota; Fungi; Ascomycota; Sordariomycetes; Xylariales; Xylariaceae
Exons: 2
Coding region: 1-678 (225 amino acids)
Source: RefSeq, a predicted model, not a curated record